Molecule: messenger RNA, 1499 nt
Organism: Populus nigra (black poplar)
Lineage: Eukaryota; Viridiplantae; Streptophyta; Magnoliopsida; Malpighiales; Salicaceae
Exons: 4
Coding region: 657-1286 (209 amino acids)
Biological process (GO): tricarboxylic acid cycle; mitochondrial electron transport, succinate to ubiquinone
Cellular component (GO): membrane
Molecular function (GO): electron transfer activity; ATP binding; ATP-dependent protein folding chaperone
Source: RefSeq, a predicted model, not a curated record
GAUGCGUACAUCUCUGAACAUUUCUGCUCCCUCUCUUCUUCAGUUUUACUGAUUUGGUUAUUUGUUAAAGGAGCUCAAACCGAGACUUGGAUUUGAUGAUUGAGUGAUAAAUCAUGGGUUAGGUUUUUGGUUACGGUAGUUUAGAAAGUUGGGCUCUUCUAGGGCAUACCUGUGUUGUGUUGGGUUUUUUCAUUUGAUUUUUUACAUGAUCAUGCAUCUCUGUUUUUAAUUUUUAAGAUAUUAAAGCUUUUGUUUUGUAUUUGUUUUUGUGUUUAAUUCCUAAUGAUCAACAAAGACGUUUUUUAAAUGUAAGUUUUUAAAUACAAGGGCUUUAGACGUUGAUUUAAUCGUUUUUACCUACAUUCGUGAACAAAAAUGUAAAUAAUGAUCGUAAAUUGAAAUAAUUGUGGGUUUUUUAUUAGUCCAUAGCUGUUGUUGGUCAUUAAAAGCUGUUUGAGAAUUGAAGUUGAGAUUGUGAAAUGGCUUGAGUUUGGUGUUCAUCUGUUGUGUAGUUGACUAAUAAUGUGAAGCCAUCGUGGGAUCCUUCAAAUUUCAACCAAAAUUGGGAUGGUUUGUCAAGAGCUUUCAGUGCAAAACCUGCAGGUGGAAAUUUUAUUGGUAUUGAUUCAGGUACAACAAAUUCAUGUGUUGCUUUUAUGGAAGGAAAGAAUUCCAAAGUUAUUGAGAAUGCUGAAGGAUCUAGGGCAAUCCCUUCAAUUGUUGCCUUCACCCCAAAGAUAGUAGCCGGGAUCUUUGGAAAGAGCCCGAGCACGGGAGUUAACCCAGACAAGGCAGUGGCUAUGGGAGGUGCAAUUCAGGGUGGAAUUUUAGGUGGAGAUUUCAAAGAAUUGCGUCUUCUUGGUGCCACUCCCUUGUCACCUGGUAUCAAGACACGGGUUUUCUCCACAGCAGCUGACAACAAGAGCCAGGUUGCGGGCAUUCCACCAGUUCCAAGGGGCAUGUCUCAGAUUGAGAUGACCUAUGACAUUGAUCAACAUAAUACCAUGAAUAUCCUUCGUCCAUUAUCUCCUCAUCUUCCUAUUUAUAGGCCCCAGGUUAAUUCGACAUUUUCCAUUGUCAAUAGAAUCUCAGGGGCUUUCCUAUCUACUAUAGUUUUGUGUUUUUAUUUUGUUUGUCUGAAAACGGGUUUGAUUUGCUUCAACUAUUAUAAUUUCUACCAAUUCCUCUUUUAUUCAUCCAAGCUGAUCCUAACCUCCAUCGAUGUUACCGCUGCCCUUGCCCUGGCCUAUCAUCUUUUUUACGGGGUUCGUCAUUUAUUGCAUUGACGGAUUUCUCUCAUUUUGUCGAAUAAGGAAUCCUCAAAUCAAAAAGGGGUCCCAUUUCCCUUCCUGCUGAAGGGAGCAACCCUUCUCUUGAUAUCCGUUGUAGGGGGGCUUCUCAAAUUGAAUGUAUUCGUCUUUUUGUUCAUUUGAAAACCACCUAUGGAUGCUAUGGCUGAGACCCUUUUUUAUUGAAUCAAUAACCAUUUUUUUCUGGAA